Messenger RNA from Magallana angulata, 1446 nucleotides. RefSeq names its product zinc transporter ZIP1-like. The transcript has a single exon. Gene Ontology annotation, biological process: zinc ion transmembrane transport. Gene Ontology annotation, molecular function: zinc ion transmembrane transporter activity. Lineage: Eukaryota; Metazoa; Mollusca; Bivalvia; Ostreida; Ostreidae. Bases 247 to 1215 code for a protein of 322 amino acids. Gene Ontology annotation, cellular component: plasma membrane. The record is from RefSeq and is a predicted model, not a curated record.
UAGGGGAAACUAUUUUUAUAAUCUUAGAACGAUUCUCGUCUUAACAUUGAAUUUUAAUCCAACGACGAUUUAUUGGAGUCGUAUAUGUGAAUAAAAAGAGCAAUAAGAACAAUUCACGUGUUAAACCAGGAAGGACAGUCGCACAUAUGUUUCCUGCUUUAGAAAAAUACGUUUCCUCGUAUAACAGUAAAUGAGAUUCAAGUACUCGGACAUACACAUGUAUAAACAAACCACAAGGAUUCAGUCAUGGUUCCUCUGGUUGAAACCAAAAUCGCUGCGUUUUUCAUCAUAUUCUUUGUGACUUUUCUUUUUGGUUUCCUACCCACAUGUGUACUAAGGUGUGUAAAGGGCGGGGCAACCCAAAAGAAGAUUCAAACCGUCAUAAGUCACCUCAACUGUUUCGCUGGCGGGGUGUUUCUGGGCACCGCAAUGUUACAUUUGCUUGCGGAGGCAGAGGAGAGUAUGAGGGAGGUUCUAAAUGGCGGGAACGCCACCGCAAUUGACUACCCCGUCACCGAGAUAACUGUAAGUGGAGGGUUUUUUGUCAUACUUAUCCUCGAAGUUGUGAUUUUGAGAAUCAUGCAUGGAGUCGGACAUGGUCCCGGGGAGAAAAAUGAAAAAUGUUCUCCAAAACCCAUGCAUGGCUACAAGACCUACAAGUGCUUGGAGGAAAGUGAUACAGUAAUAAUUGAACCCGAGACGGUGGAAGAUCGUCUUUCCGCUUCCGGAGUACACGAUGACGUCAGAGAGGUUAUUAAGGACACUCCGUCACCUCUCCGCGCGUCUUUAUUCGUGUUAGCCCUAUCUUUACACAUGAUAUUCGAAUCCCUGGCUGUAGGCAUACAAAGUACGGAAUUAAAAAUCUGGGCGCUCCUGUUGGCUAUUUCUUUACAUAAAUGUAUUGUCGCCUUUAGUAUUGGACUGGAGAUGCACAAGCUACUCGGAACCGGGUGUAAAAUGAUUGCUUUUCUUUUAGUGUUUUCUGGGUUAUCGUCUGCUGGCGUUUUGAUUGGCAUGGCUUUCACGGAGGAUGGAGUGGGUCAAUCGUUGAUCAUUGGGAUUCUACAAAGCCUGGCCACAGGGACCUUCUUCUACGUCACCUUUUUUGAGAUACUUCAGCGCGAGUUCUCGCACUGUCACAGCCUAACCAAACUGUUCCUCUGCCUUGUAGGAUACGGUGUAGUUGCAGGAUUGAAAACAUUGGAGAAAGAUUAAAAUUAUAAUCAACAAAAAAUAUAUACAUGUAGCAAGAAUAUUUUUUUUUUAAAUUAGUAUUAAAAAUAGUUGAAUGGUAUGUGUUUAUAUUUUCCUGGUGUUUAAAAUACUAGUAUACAACAAUUAGGUCCUGUAUUAACAGGUUUCACGUAUAUGCCUGAAUGAUCCUAUUGAUACUAGGAUUUAUUACAGUUUGUCAUAUCUUGUUAAUAAUAAAACACUUAAAGCUUG